ACAAGAAAGAUGGCUGACCUUAGUGAAUUUGAGAGCGCUGAGCAACCCCAAGCCCCAACAGAAGAUGACCCAGCCGCCGCUUUUCUGGCCAGAGAGCAGGAUCAGUUGGCGGAGUUAGAAGGGGACAGUUUGGGGGCCGACAGUUCGCAGCCACCUGCAGAUGAUGGAUUUGAUCCCUUCGGUGCCGAGGCAGGGCCAGCUGAAUCAUCCGAGGACAUUUUUGGGGACGGAGCUCAGGAACCUCAGACUGGAGGAGAUGGCAACAUGCUAGAUGAGUUCGGAGACAAUUCAGCGCCGAAUUCAUUCAGUGACCAGAUAGGUGGAGAAUCAAAUGAUACCCUUACUAACGGACCGACGGACACAUACUCAGCCAUCUCCCACGUAGACAGACAGAGAGCGGAGCCGGAGAAGAUCAAGAAGUGGCGAGAAGAACAGACAAAGAUGCUGGAGAAGAAAGAUGAGGAAGAAGAGAAGAAAAGAGAGGAAUGGAGGUCACAGGCGAAGAAAGAGCUGGAAGAUUGGUACAAACACAAUGCAGAGCAACUUACCAAGACCAAGGAGAACAACAGAGCUGCCGAGGCUGCAUUUGUGAAAGAGCGAGAUGAGACAACCUCCGGACACAACUGGGAGAAAAUCUGCCGACUUUGUGAAUUUAAUCCCAAGAACAGCAAAAACAUGAAGGACAUUUCGCGUCUUCGGUCAAUUCUGCUACAGUUAAAACAGACGCCAUUAGAGCGUUAAUCAUUAGGAUGUAGCCCAUCCAAUCAGUGUACAUUUUGUGUCUGUUGCAAUAUGCAUGUAUGAGCAGCUGUCAUUGAUCAGACAUUAGUGACUACUCUAACUAGUGUACAUUUGUACAACCUGAUUUGAUUGGUGCAGAAUGGAUUUGGAUUGUAAAUUUAGACAGCAAUGAUUAAAGCUAAUUAUAUUCAUUAUAUUAUAUUUGGAAAAAAAAAAAGCUGUCUAAGAAUUUAAUAUAGGUUAUAUUGCCCUCUUUUCAAAAUGAGUUUUUGACUCUCAAAAAACCUGAUUUCCUUUCGCGAACUAAUGUAUUUUAUAUAUAACUGCACAUGUAUUUAUGUUAUAUUAAUAGUAAUGGCAUGGAUAUCAUGUCAUGCCAUUGAAGUCAAUUAAAUACUCCAGAUUUGUGUUUCCCAUUAGACCAUAGCUAAUACUGCUUCUCCUGUACAUGUAUAUUUGUUUUGUGAAAUAUAAAGCAUUUAUUUCCAAUAAAUUGCCUAAUAAACGCAUGCAAAUAUGCUCUGUGCUUAUGUUGUCCUAGCUUGUAAAUUUGGUGUUUUUAUAGGUGGCACGAAGGUUAUUUACAUAACGACUCAAUGUAAUUACCAUUCCAUUUUCGUAAGAAAAAAAAUAUCUGUAGCGUUUACAACUUUCGUUUUCGUCUUCAGACCUUGAUGAAGCUUACAAGCAGCAUUGGAGCAAAACACCUGUAGAAUUUAUUUCAUAGCUCAAACAACGCCUUAAACUGUAAUUUGUGUCAUCUUGCAUGAAGUUCCUGACCUGGAGGCUUUGUAGAGAUAAUGUAACUAAGAUAUGGUCAAAUAGUCAGACCAGUAAGGGCAGAAGUUUUUUCUCGUCAAGCGUAGGAAAUUUUUUAUUCCAUGUGAAAAAUUUGUGCUUGUAAUAAACUACGUG
This is a messenger RNA of Liolophura sinensis, 1656 nucleotides long. RefSeq names its product clathrin light chain B-like. Gene Ontology annotation, molecular function: clathrin heavy chain binding; structural molecule activity. NCBI's taxonomy places the organism in Eukaryota, Metazoa, Mollusca, Polyplacophora, Chitonida, Chitonidae. The transcript has 6 exons. The coding region runs from base 10 to 741 and encodes 243 amino acids. Gene Ontology annotation, cellular component: synaptic vesicle membrane; plasma membrane; postsynaptic endocytic zone cytoplasmic component. Gene Ontology annotation, biological process: intracellular protein transport; clathrin-dependent endocytosis. The record is from RefSeq and is a predicted model, not a curated record.